AUGAGGAUAAUUUUUUUAAUCCUUUGUCUAUCACUUGGAGCUUUGAUCGACUCAACACAUGGACACACAUGUCCAGCUCCGUGCGAUUGCAAGCAUGUUGGACCACAAGCGGAGCGUUUGAAAGUCAAGUGUAACAAAGGAGCCGAUAUCCAAGACAUUAAAGACAUUAACAUCGAUGUUGUCAGCGUUGAGUUGUACCACCUUGACUUGAGUAAGAAUAACAUCCACUUCAUCAGCACCAAAGUCUUCCAAAAUUUGACAAAUUUAAAGCGUCUUGAUCUGUCAGCCAAUAAAAUAUCAAAUUUAAUUGAGGGCUCGUUCGAUGGAUUGGAAAAUUUGGAACGCUUGGACUUGAGUGAAAAUGAAAUUUCUUCUAUUGACGCGCUGGCUUUUCGACCGCUGACUAGUUUGAAGAAACUUGAUUUGUCAUUUAAUAAACUGAGCUCGCUGGACUCAACUUUGUUUCAUGAUCUAACGUCAUUAGAACGCUUAAAACUGAACAAUAAUGCGCUCAAGACAUUAACAGAAGGAACGUUCUACGGUUUAAAAUUAUUGAGGCAAUUAGAUUUGUCCAACAAUCCAUGGGAAUGUGACUGCUACCUCUACUGGCUGAGUAAUUGGAAGAACACAUCAAUGUUCAAAUUAAAUCCUGUACCAACGUGCAAUUCACCGGGCAACGUCCACGGCAAGCAAAUCCCAGAUUUAAAAUACUCCAAUGACUUCCAAUGUGACUGGAUCUCUCCAACUUUAGAGAUCUCUCCUUCCCAAAACCAAGUAGUCUUUUCCGGGGAUUCCAUUUCUCUAAAGUGUUCAGCGCCGAGCAUAACCGACGACCGGACAGCAAAGCUCCUUUGGCAAUGGACCCCAAGCUUACUUCCUCUAACUCCUCUAGCAGACCCGGUGGACACCUUGUCCAACGUAAAAGUCGACAAUCGCUAUUUGGCGGACAGCGGGAUAAUUGACAGCGCGUUGAGUAUUUUCCCAGUGACCAAAGAGCACAACGGCCAGUGGAACUGCUUCCUGGUGUCAAUCUAUGGGAACAAAUCUAAGGCUAUCAACAUAAUAGUAAUCUCCAAUGACACCCGCUACUGUCCCUUAGCAAUCACCCGAACCAACAAAGGCGUUUACGCCUGGCCCAGAACAAUCGUUGGCUGGAAAGUCGAAUUGCCUUGCGAGGGGAUCAGUCUAUCCAGUCUGAUAUCCUUGUCUCGUGCUACCUACCAAUGCAACGCUACCGGACACUGGACCAACCUGGAUACCGAGUCCUGUCCCUUCAUCUCCCCCGUGACCCGCGCGCUCCAGCAGUACGCCAACAUGAACCUUUCUUUGGCCGACAAUCUGAUGGAGACUUUCAAGAGAUUCGCAAACUACACCCACCCUCAUCAACUAUCUGAUCCAAUUGACCUGGACUUCAUUGCCAAAACCCUGGAAAAUUACCUCAACUACCUAACCCACGACAAAGAUCUUCCUCUGCUGAUAAUCGCAGCAAUAACUUCUUUGCUCAAGUCCCCCAAGGACUUGAUCCAACGCGCAGAAGUCGAUUACAAAGCAGCAAGUCGUUUGAUUUCAAUUGUAGAGUCUGUCACCAAAGCGACGUCAGCUUUGCAGAUCCAUGAAAAGACUCUAGCUUUAGAAGAGUUCCGAGUCAACUCCGAGAGCUUUGUUGGACUCUCAUGCACUUGGUACUCCAGUGUCCUUCCAGAAGACUUGGACACCCGAUUCCUGCAUUGCGCUACCAGCAAUCGAACUGCAAUUCUAAAUAUCAAGGAUAAAGUAAUCGAAGCAUCAAUCCGACUGCCUUCUUCGCUUCUAGCUCAGCAGCAAAAUGAGCAAGACAUGUCGCUGAUGGUCAGCAUGUACAGUGACAGCCGUCUUUUUCCAUCACCUGCUACCCGGGCAGUUAACUCAGCAGUAAUCGGCAGCCGAGUAAUUGACCGGGAAGUCAAUCUAACAGAACCAGUGAUCGUGAUGCUGAAAUCUUCCUACUCGCACCCGAUUCCAGUGAUCUGGAACUCUGAAAUCUCGAUCAAUGGAUCUCGGUGGACGCGCGAAGGGUGUCAGUUAGCAAAUUUCAUCAACAACCUUGUUAUCUUCCAGUGCAAUCGCUUGGGCUACUACGGCCUGCUUGAAGACUUAUCAUACCGCACGGUAAAUAAAACUGGCGCUCUCUUCCGGUACUCACACCCGCUAGUCUACAUAGGAACGUCAGUGCUAAUCAUCAGUCUGACCAUCACAUCAGUGACUUACAUAAUCUGCUACGCAUCGAUUUCGAUGCCAAAGCGUGUAAAGCACAGCGUGAUCAACACCUGGAUCUCCAUCACACUUCUGAGCUUCCUUUAUACGAUUGGAAUCCAGCAAACAGAGAACAUUGAAAUCUGCCAGAGUGUCGGCUUGAUUCUCCACUACUUGUCUUUGUGUUCUCUGCUCUGGAUGGCAGUUAGUGCGAGCAACAUGUACAAGAGACUUGCCAAGAACAGCCAGGAGCUCGUUUCUGAUGAUGAGAUUCCCGAGCAACCGAUCCAAAAGCCUCUUCUAGGUCUUUAUCUUGUCGGUUGGGGGAUUGCUCUGAUAAUAUGUGGCAUCAGCGGAGCAGUGAACUUGCGCGAGUACGCUGGAUACUCUUACUGCUUCCUCACCAAAGCCCCAGCACUCACAGCACUCUUUGUUCCAGCAAUCAUGCUGAUAGUCUACUUAUCUAUUUUCUACUUAUUAGUGCGUUGUACCAUCAGGAACGUCGACCACAACGGUCAGUUGAGCGAAGGAACCCAAGCGACGGAGAACAUGGACCUGGAACUCCUGGAGCCUCAUGAGAACCGAGACCAAGCCAGCAUGAGUGUUACCGUGUCUUCUGAAAUUGAAGAUCUGGAGCAUUCGCAGAUGACCCAACUUAAAGGACACUUGAUCGUCCUGGUUCUGUUCAUAGUUACCUGGACAUCCGCUGCUGCUACAACAGUUUCUCCAGUCUUUCUUCCUUAUCCUUACGCCGAGCCAGUUUUUUCCAUCUGCUACGCUCUUUCUUCUUCAACUCUCGGCUGUUUUGUCUUUCUGUUCUACGGACUAGCACGCAGUGACGUAAGAUCUCAAUGGACGCUGAUGAGAUGCUGGCUAAGGCGGAAGAAAAAUAACUGCUGUCGGACUCGCAGUGUCUGUGACGCGCGUCCAGCUCUUCCUGCCCAGUCGCUAGUUCCUAACUUACCAAUCAUCAAUCACCCGACUCAUUUAUCGGAUUCUAAUUCCGUCAGUUCUCGGCACACUAAUGUCUCGCCUAUAGCGUUAGCUCACGCGAUAAAAGCCCCAGAACGAGAGUCGCCUAGCAAGAAGACUAACGUGAAUCUUGUGGUUCUUCAUCGUCAGCAGUAUCGUUCGAAUAAUUCCGUUAAAACCUACACAGAGUCUGCGCCAGUCAAUGUUGAGAUGUUCUACAAUCCCCACCAGAGCGGCGUUGCGAGAAAAUUCUUCAAGAAACAGCGCCGCCACAAGCACAAUAACUUAGGACCUCGGAAGCAGGGCGAUGGUGGCGCCACUAGUGAUGGAGGGAGCUGUAUCUCCAUUCCUCGGCCAGCUGUUUUCGGAGAUGGACGCGAGCGGAUUGAAACUAUUUUUGGAAGUGGUGCGAAGGUUAAUAAUACGAAUAUUCAUGUGGAAUUGAAUCCUGUUGCUGAUGCGAAGAAUGUUAACAUGUUGUCUGAUAGCGGAAGCAUAUCGGAGGGGAUGAGGUAUGUCAUUGGACAAGAGAUAGUCCGUCAGGGAAGCAAGAAGGUCAACAAUGACCACCGGAGGAUUGAAAGGAUUGAAGCCGCACUGAGUCCUCCGGAGUCUGAAGAAGAAAAACAUCUGCGCAAUGUGUCCCAGCAGUGUAGUUUAGAGUACAGCUCAGAAGCUGAUUUGACUGCUGCGUUGACCAGCGAGCGAAGUGAUCAUAACCUUCCGGAGAUAGGUGAGACUCCAGAAACUCCGGAAAAGGUCUCUGAGAAAGACUUCCAAUGCUCUAGCGAUGUUAAUUCUCAGGAUCAAGAUCGAGGUGUUGGACUUCAAGAUGAACCUUGUAAAAGAAGGUCUAGUCUGUAUGAUCUGGAUUUUGAGUGUGGAAGAAUUGGGGAGAAGCAUGAAGCGACAUCUGUUAGUGGAAGCUCUUCCAGGUCGAGACCGAGGCAGAAUUCUCGGCAUUCUGACGCUGAUGGAAGCUUCAAGGAAUUGUUUAGUGGCUCACUGACUGAUGUAAGAAUUCCGACGGGUUUUGGGAAAGAUUUCAGCUCGCUGACGGAUUUAGCGACUAUUGAUGUUACGUUAGGAGCCACAAGACAUCUUGAUAUGAAUGCGAGCAUUGGGGUUGAUUAUGAAGAUACUAAUUAUAGCACUGUGCAUUACACGGAUGACGCCGCGCUUGAUGAAGAAAUGCUGCUGGACAAUCCGAUUAAGAAGGAGACUAGUGUUUAG
Cotesia congregata is the source of this 4437-nucleotide messenger RNA. Lineage: Eukaryota; Metazoa; Arthropoda; Insecta; Hymenoptera; Braconidae. The record is from the annotation of a GenBank genome assembly.